Messenger RNA from Peronospora matthiolae, 1740 nucleotides. NCBI's taxonomy places the organism in Eukaryota, Oomycota, Peronosporomycetes, Peronosporales, Peronosporaceae. The record is from the annotation of a GenBank genome assembly.
AUGACGUCGCUCGAGACCUGCUCGCUUGAAGAGCUCAAGCGAGAGCCAUAUAAACUGCAAAACCAGGCAGACAGCACAGCGCAGCAGCUGCGUAACCUCGUGCUGAAGCAUUACCACGUGUUUAUCCAGAGCAAUCAGUGCGCUAACGUCGUCAGCGAUGAUCUAUCAGCGCUCAGCGGAAAGAUGGCCAAGAUCGAGACUGUCAUUCCAGAGCUGCAGGAACGUUUCAACGAGCUCCACAAGGACGUGGUAGAUGUCGUGGCAAAGCACGGCGAAAUUCAGUACGUCGUUGACCAUUAUCUGCAGUUAACGGAGCUACUGGAGAUCCCACAAGUAUUGGAAGCGUGUAUCCUGAACGAGUUAUUUGACUCGGCAUUGGACAUCGUGCAGCUUUCAAAUGAGACGUUUCAAGCUGAUGAGAGUGUGGAUGCGUCACAUAACGUGAUAGUUAAUUGUCUCAUGCGAGAGGUGAUGGAGAUGGCUAGAGCCAUGCGCGAACGACUACUGCAAAAGCUGCGCGAGGACCUUCAACUGGCACUUUGUGUUCGAAUUGUGGGGUACCUGCGACGCGUCGAUGCAUUCCUUAUAAAGGAAGGGGCGGCAGCCAUGGGGUCGUUGGAGUAUGAAAAACAGCUCAAAGAAGAGUUCCUAGCGUGCAGAAACGUGUGGCUGAGUUCGUUGAGCCGCGGUAUUUCGUCCUCGGAUCCGUAUCAACAUAUUGUUCAAGUUAUCGAUAUAAAGCGGACGAGCUGGUUCGACACGAUCACACAGUACUCGGCAAUCUUCGGCAGCGAGAAUGUAGACGGCAAAGCAGAUCCACCGCUUUGUCGGUGGGCAACGACGACGGUGGCAGAUUUCAUUCACACUCUCAUGAAGCAGUUGCCAAAGAUCGAUGACCUUAGCUCGAUCGCGACGAUCCUGGAACAAAGUUUGUUUUUUGGAGGAUCGCUAGGCCGCGUCGGUGUUGACUUCCGCGCAGUGCUUGUUGUGUGUUUCGAGGACCACGUGCUGACCUUGAUGACAGAAUUGUGGCGGUCGGCCUGUUGCGAGUUCCGGGAUAAUCUGAACGCCCACUCCUUGUCAGCAUCCAGUGACUCCUCGCUUUUAACGACACCGAUCGUAAUCGCAUCGUAUCGGUCAUUUGCCAACGGUAGUGUCAGCACCAUGUCUGCUGCUUCUCGUCUAGCACCGGCAUCUUCCGAUGGUGACGGCUAUUCACCUCCACGGUGCCUCAUGUCUUUUCCCGUGCUGGCUGAAUUUACCAACGCGCUGCUAUCUUCGCUGAAUGAACUGAGGCUGUGCACGAUUCUGUCGCUACAGAAUCGUUUGGGCAGAAAGUACCAGAGUGUGAUCAGCACGAUGUUGGUUAUUAUCGCUGAGUUUGUGAAGGAGAACGAGCUUGAUCUACACGCUUCAAGUGAAGCAAGCUACGAAGGUGGAAAUGAUACGACAUCAAACAAUGCACGAAAAGCAGCACUUACUGAAUCUGUCCGCGCGAUGACCGAGGUUGUUCGUUCAGAGCUCGUGCCAUACCUGAUCAAGUGCUUUCAUCGUCUGUUCCCUGUGCCAUCAAUAGCCGCACUCAGUCCUGCUCGGAUCCUGAGCAAGGAGAUUGAUGAGAUCGAUGUGAUCAUGCGCGAGGCUGGUUUGCUGGUUACUUCCUUGGAUGACGAGCGCGCAACAGGGACUGCAGUGGAUCAAAGCGCUAACAUAAUUGGAAUCCUCAAGUCAGAGGGCUGA